Messenger RNA from Aspergillus japonicus CBS 114.51, 1875 nucleotides. Its product is annotated as fungal specific transcription factor domain-containing protein. Gene Ontology annotation, molecular function: DNA binding; zinc ion binding. The coding region runs from base 135 to 1865 and encodes 576 amino acids. The record is from RefSeq and is a predicted model, not a curated record. The transcript is spliced from 6 exons. Gene Ontology annotation, biological process: DNA-templated transcription. Lineage: Eukaryota; Fungi; Ascomycota; Eurotiomycetes; Eurotiales; Aspergillaceae.
GGAUCAGCGGAAACCAUACUUCGCCUGGAAAGACCCGUAGCUCAGCCUCAAGGGUAGCUAGACACAUCGACCUAGGAGCCAGCCCUGGGAUAAGAACAGAAGAACAGAGACCCCGCAAGCAGCCACGUGCGGACAUGCCGGGCGAACAUGACCAGACCUCCCGUGGCGACCUCAAUUCGCCUGCUGGCACUGACAGCUCGAACUAUCACGCCGUGCAAGCCAGAAGUAUCAUUGAAGUGGUGCUUGAUGACUGUCGACAUAUCAGCCAUGAACAGCAGUCUGUUCUCAAGGCCGCGCUCGAUCUAGUCAGUCAGAUGGCAGACGCGGCGCCGGUGGAGUCAAGCACAUCUGCCGAGGAAGGGUUUUCUGUGGAUCCCAGCAUUGCAGUUCCAGAAGCCCCGCCCCAAGAGCUGCUCUUCAUGCUGCUUCCUGGGUCGACAAGUAGGGAAGGUUAUCAGUGGCCCGAUCAUAUCUCCGAAGAGUCAUUUGAAAAAAUGGCUGCCGAGGUACUCGACGAAAACUGCAAGGGCCAGGUGUUCCACCGACUCUCCGUCUGCAUCUAUGUCAAGGCAAUAUUCCACUUUUUCAACUUGGCCAGGAGCACAACCAGCUCCACGCUGAAACGGCGGCUCUUUCAAUCCGCCUCCACCUACAUAGUUGCAGCCGUGCAGAGCAUUCACAAACUUGACAUCCUCGCUCCUCCCAGCCUUCUUUUUAUACAGGCUCUACUAUCCAGUGCCCUACUGAUGCAACAUCUUGGUAGAGUCAACCAGUGCUGGAUACUCAACUCGUAUUGCGCUCGUCAAAUCACAGCGCUCGGCUACCACAGGACCCAAGACAUUCCCUCUCCCUCCGUGGUGCAGAAAGACAUUCAGAAUGCGUUGUUGUGGUGCUUUUUCCUCGAUAAAUCCCUUAGUUCCCUGAUGGGCCGACCCACCUCUUUGCCGGACCUUCUUGUUCCUCCCACAGAUCUCGUCGGCUUCGACUCCUCGCUACCAUAUGGCUCCCUCUUUCGGACCUGUCUUGAGAUCGCUCAGAUCCAAGGCGAACUACUCUCCAUACCCGCUCAUGAAAAGCGCAAAUCAAAUCGACAAAUCAUGGAAGUCAUCGACAGUCUCGAGACUAGGAUGCGACGACUCCUUCCAGACUUGCAUGGCAACCGCAGCUCGCUCCACAGACCCAUAGAGCUGGACUGGAUCGGUGCCGACUUCUGCUACUAUGCCGUGCUCGUGGAGAUCUACCGGACCCGGCUGCGGUGCUCCUUCAGUCCGAUGGUCCACAAGGAGACCCUGCUCUGCGCGCGACGAUCGCUGGAAGCGUUCCAGUACCUCCAGCAGCACCACGCCGAAAUGCCGGGGUUCAACGACCCAUAUCCGUCGUUUCUCACAUGGACCUUACUCUUCUACCCACUAAGCCCCUUCUUCGUUCUCUUCUGCAACAUCAUCGGCUCCCUCGAUCGAUCCGAUUACGACCUGGUGCAAAGUAUCGUCCAAACCCUGUCGCAGUGUAAGCAUGACCCGCACCUCCAGAAACUCCUCGACCUCUUGACGUCCCUUGCGCGACUAUGCGAGCCGCUGUUCCAGACUCCAGAUGCUGGGGCUGUACCACAGGGGGUUGGGGCUGGCACCGCCGAGGGUCGCCUUCCAUCGACGCCAGCAGUGGCCCGCGCCACGAAUGGGGCCAUGGAAACAGGCCAUCUCUCUACCCACGAGGGCUUCGUAGCGCACGGCAUGAGCCAAGAGGCUUCCGGGAUCGUGGAUCCGGGAAGCAGCGCGUCGAGCGACUGGCUUAUGUGGCAGCUGUUCAAUACGCAGAUGCCGCUGGGCUGGAUGAAUCCUGAGUUCGCGGCGUACGGGCUCAAUUAGGGGUGUGAGG